Molecule: messenger RNA, 3319 nt
Organism: Aegilops tauschii subsp. strangulata
Lineage: Eukaryota; Viridiplantae; Streptophyta; Magnoliopsida; Poales; Poaceae
Product: protein RRC1
Biological process (GO): RNA processing
Cellular component (GO): nucleus
Molecular function (GO): RNA binding
Source: RefSeq, a predicted model, not a curated record
GGCUCUUGAUCGGACGGACGGUGUAGGUCCACACCUUGCUCCCGAGUCCCUGACCAAUAUAUGCCGCCCAGCGGCCCCAAUCUCCCCCUACCGUGGCCGACUCCCGACUCAGGCGGUCGCCGAAUCCUCUCUUCGCCGGCGCCGUAGAAGAAGCGCCAGAGAUUCCUUUCCAGCCGCGCCGCGCCGCCCCCCACUGCCCUAGCGUGGAGUGGAGCGGGCAGGAGAUCUGUCCAGGCAAGUAUUGUCCAGAUGAGUUCGAAGAAGGUUCCGUUCAAUCGGCAUAAGGAGAACGAGGAGGCGAGGAAGAAGAGGGAGGAAGAUGAAGCGGCGCGUGUGUACGCGGAGUUUGUCAAGUCAUUCGAGGGUGAGAGCGCGUCUGGGUCAAAGUUCGUCCGAGGGGGUGUUAUCGACCCCAAUGCCAAGCUGAGAGCUGAUUCUGAAGGUGGAAAUUCCAAAGAUAGGGGGUCUGUUCCAAAGAAGGGCAGUAGGUAUGUCCCAUCUUUUGUGCCACCCUCAUUUGGGAGAGAACCGGAGAAAAAGAAGGAAGAUGAGCGGCCAAAGGAAAAGGAAAGAGGAAAGCCACGGGCAAUAGACACUGUCAUGGAGGAAUUGAAGCUGGAGAAAGAGCUUCGCGAAAGGCGUAAUCAAGAACGUGCCAGUAGACAUGGUGACACCUUCGUGCCCUCUAGCCGUUUUGAUGAACUACCAGAUGAAUUUGAUCCCACUGGGAGACUGCCAGGAUCAUUUGAUGAUGGAGAUCCGCAAACCACAAAUUUAUAUGUUGGCAAUCUCUCUCCUAAGGUGGAUGAGAAUUUUCUUCUGCGGACAUUUGGUCGGUUUGGACCUAUUGCAAGCGUCAAGAUCAUGUGGCCUCGAACAGAAGAAGAACGCAAAAGGCAAAGGCAUUGUGGCUUUGUUGCAUUCAUGAAUAGAGCAGAAGGACAGGCAGCCAAGGAUGAAAUGCAAGGUGUUGUUGUGUAUGACUAUGAGCUGAAGAUUGGGUGGGGGAAAUCUGUUGCUCUUCCAUCACAAGCACUACCUGCUCCUCCUCCAGGACACAUGGCGAUCAGAAACAAGGAGGGUGGUACUGUCAUCAUAUCUGGUCCUGGAGGUCCACCUGUUGCAUCUGUUACACAACAAACCUCAGAGCUGGUGCUUACUCCAAAUGUUCCUGAUAUAAUGGUUGCUCCGCCAGAUGAUUCACAUCUUCGGCAUGUGAUUGAUACAAUGGCCCUGCAUGUACUUGAUGGCGGAUGUGCUUUUGAACAAGCUAUAAUGGAACGAGGACGAGGAAAAGCAUUAUUUAACUUCUUGUUUGAUCUUAAAUCUAAAGAACACACAUACUAUGUUUGGCGGUUAUACUCAUUUGCUCAGGGCGAUACUUUACAACGAUGGCGAACAGAACCAUUUAUCAUGAUUACAGGAAGUGGAAGAUGGGUUCCACCUGCUUUGCCAUCCAGCCGAAGUCCUGAUCGUGAAAAAGAAUCUACUUAUGCAGCUGGUAGAACCAGGCGUGUCGAAGUGGAGCGCACAUUGACUGAGACACAACGUGAUGAAUUUGAGGACAUGUUGCGUGCAUUGACAUUAGAGAGAAGUCAGAUAAGGGCAGCUAUGGGAUUUGCAUUGGAUAAUGCUGAUGCUGCUGGAGAGAUUGUCGAGGUUCUUGCAGAAUCUUUGACACUCAAGGAGACACCUAUCCCAACUAAGGUUGCACGGCUUAUGCUAGUGUCUGACAUCCUUCAUAACAGUAGUGCUCCUGUGAAGAAUGCCUCUGCAUUUCGAACCAAGUUUGAGGCUGCUAUACCUGAUGUCAUGGAGAGCUUCAAUGACUUGUAUUGCAGUAUCACAGGAAGGAUUACUGCUGAAGCUCUGAAGGAGAGGGUUUUGAAAGUUCUACAAGUAUGGGCAGACUGGUUCCUGUUUUCUGAUGCAUAUCUGAAUGGGCUAAAAGCUACCUUUCUUAGACCAGGCAACUCUGGGGUCACCUCGUUCCACUCUCUAUGUGGUGAUGCACCAGAAAUUGAAAAGAAAACUAGCUCCGAGGAUAAUAAUGGGUUUAGGCUUGAUGAAGAUGGUGCCCUGGCCACAGGAAAGGCAGCAGCAACGAAGGAGCUGUUGAGUCUUCCACUUGCUGAACUUGAACGUCGUUGUAGGCAUAAUGGCCUCUCACUUUGUGGUGGUAAAGAGACGAUGGUUGCCAGAUUGCUCAGCUUGGAAGAGGCUGAGAAGGAGCAAGUAUAUCAGAAAGACGUUGCCAUGAAAUAUGUACAAGGCGAACCGCAUAGAGCUGGAAGAGAGGAUGUUGGUUUGAAUGCUCGUAGGCUUGGAGAUGGUACUGGUGACAGUGAAUCAGAUAUGCUGGGGCUCUCUCGUCACAGUAUGCAAACAGGCCAAAGACGCUCUAGAGAGUGCGUAUCUGCUGAACCCGAACAAGUUUCAAGCAAGAAGCAGAAAGCUGAUCCUGUUUUGCCAGCUUCUAAAUGGAACCGAGAGGAUAAUGACAAUGAUGAAGAUAGAAUAAAUGGUCAAGGAUUGGGAUUAAGCUAUUCAUCUGGAAGUGAUAUUGCUGGUGAUUCUGGGAAAGUGGACACAACUGAAAUUAGUACCGAUCAGGCAAUUCACCAUCCAGAUACAAUUGUUGAUGAAGAGCAUAGGCAGAAGCUAAGGCAGAUUGAGAUUGCUGUAAUGCAGUAUCGUGAAUCUCUCGAGGAGAAGGGGUUGCAUAGCAUGGAAGAGAUUGAGAGGAAGGUUGCCAGCCACCGGAGGCGCCUUCAAUCAGAUUAUGGUUUGUCUUCAAUAGAUGGUGCAAACAGCAAGCGGUCUUCUGAGAGACUAUCAUUGGAACGGAGAGAAAGGGCGGAUGAUGCACGUGAUUCUUCCAGGAAGCGGCCUCGCAGCCGGAGCAGGAGCCGUAGUCCUUCAAGGAAGUCAUCACUGGAUAGAGACCGAGAGUACAAUCGCAGCAGAGGCAGAUUGCAUGGCAAUGAUGCCGGGAGAGACAGGGCACGUGAAAAAAGCUCAGGCCGAGGGAAGGAUGAUCACCACGAUAGGAGCAGCAGAGACCGGGAAAAGGACAGGAGAACGGGAAGGUGAUCGGAACCUGCUGUGCACUCAUAUGAGCUGGGCUGCCUAAACGCGCCAUGCAUGGGCUCCUCGAACCUGUUUGUAAUGGGGUCAGCUGAGGAACUAUUUUUUGUAGUUUCAGGAACAGAAGUAGUGUUAUCAAACAUCUAAUGUUGACUUUGAAUGAUUGAAAUGCUGCCUAUUGUCGUCAUGGACUGCGGCUUAAUGAACUUGGAUGGCAUCGGUUGCAAGUUUA